Messenger RNA from Tarenaya hassleriana, 1737 nucleotides. RefSeq lists its product as uncharacterized. Bases 149 to 1366 code for a protein of 405 amino acids. The record is from RefSeq and is a predicted model, not a curated record. The transcript is spliced from 2 exons. NCBI's taxonomy places the organism in Eukaryota, Viridiplantae, Streptophyta, Magnoliopsida, Brassicales, Cleomaceae.
UACAUAUAUGUGUGUAUAUAUAUUAUAUUCAAAUAGAAACAAUUCCUGGAAAUUUCGGAUUUAGUGUAUCGCUAUAUGUAAAUGGUGCUUUCCAGGAGGGUGUUAAGGUAUUAUCUAUCACUUGUUCGCUUGCCGUAAGGAGAUUUGGAUGCCUUGUUUGUUUCUCGGGAAAAUAUUUUCCAGCGAGAAAAAGAAAAAAGAGACAGAGGAAAAGAUGAGUGGCGGUGGUAACAGAAACGACGCUUUGGAGACUAUUAGUGCUGCUGCUUCUGCUAUUGCUUCCGCCGAUGAUCGUGUUCCUCAAGCUACGACUACUCCGAAGCGGAGAUGGUGGAGCAGAUGGAGUGUGUUUCUGUGUUUCGGAUCUUCGAAACACGGGAAACGAAUAGGGCACUCUGUUCUUGUUCCCGAACCGACGGCUCCAACGGCCAAUCCACCGGCUCCCCUUGGAUAUCCGGCUCGGCCAUCAGUCAUUGCUCUGCCAUUUGUUGCGCCUCCUUCGUCUCCUGCUUCAUUUCUGCAGUCGGAGCCUCAUUCUGCAAUGCAAUCACCCGUCGGUUUGCUGUCUUUUAGCCCUAUCCCGAGCAAUGUCUAUUAUUCGCCUUGCAACCAUCCUUCUGUAUUCGCCAUUGGCCCUUACGCUCACGAAACCCAACUGGUUUCUCCACCGGCUUUCUCUACUUACAAUACCGAGCCUUCCACCGCACCUAUCACCCCUCCACCCGAGUCUAUCCACUUGACCACUCCCUCCUCACCCGAGGUACCAUUUGCUCAGCUCUUCAACCAGAGGAUUCCGGCCUCCAACAACUAUGAGUUCCAGUUCUACCAGCUUCCUCCCGGUAGCCCGCUCGGUCAGCUAAUUUCUCCGAGCUCAGUGGUAUCGGGUUCUGGCCCUGCUUCUCCUUUCACUGAUGGUGAAAUGGCCAUAGGAAACCCUCGGUUCCCUCAGUUUCCGAUCUGUGAGCCCCCAAAGCUCUUGAGCCCCGGGAAACUCUCCAGCCUCCACGUUCCCGAGACCCAUACAAUUCACACUAAAGGGCAUCAUCAUCAUGAGCCAAACCAUCGGGUUUCGAGUGAAGAAGGCGCUUCACAUGAUCGAAAUGCAGAGCAUGUCAUAAGAUGUGUGGAGCAGAAGCUACGAACGACGUUUCCUGAAGCAUCGCAACACCCAUCUGGAGAAGCAGAAAGCGAAGAAAGGGAUCGAACCGAGCAUCUUCAUCAUCAUCAGUCGGCCUCGCUUGGAUCCGUCAAGGAAUUCAAUUUCAGGACAGAAGAGAAACAGACGAUGAUCACAGACGAAGACGGAAUCCAGAAGAACAACUGGUCAUUCUUCCCGGUCAUUCAGCAGCCAGGUACUAUUAGCUAACUGCCCUACAAAGAUUUGGCUUCUUUCCGACAGAAUCUGAACUGAAAAAAGAGAGGAGGAUUCGGACACAAGUACAAAAAGAUGCUGUUCCCGCGUGUUCGGAGUUCUUCAAGAAGCGAAAGGCCACGUAAGAUUUGUCUGAUUUACAAAUGUAUGGUGUGUCUCAUCAUAGGUUAGAAGAUUCGAUCAAUAGCAGAAAGCACUUCUCCUCUUUGUUGCAUUUUUAGUUCAUAUAUACACACACAUAAUGAUAGGUUGGUAUGGUAGUUGUGUACAUGUGGUUUUCCAUAAUUAGUUUUUGUUAUGUAUGUAUGUAUAUACACAUUAAAAUUAAGGGGUUUUUUGGGCCUUUUAAGGGGCUUAAACCAACA